This is a messenger RNA of Helianthus annuus (common sunflower), 1887 nucleotides long. Its product is annotated as alkylated DNA repair protein ALKBH8 homolog. Gene Ontology annotation, molecular function: oxidoreductase activity; demethylase activity; RNA binding. Bases 158 to 1261 code for a protein of 367 amino acids. NCBI's taxonomy places the organism in Eukaryota, Viridiplantae, Streptophyta, Magnoliopsida, Asterales, Asteraceae. The record is from RefSeq and is a predicted model, not a curated record. The transcript is spliced from 8 exons. Gene Ontology annotation, biological process: oxidative demethylation.
UCAAUUUCAUUUCAGUUGGAAAUAAGUGAAGGGGUGUGAUUAGUAGUCUGUAGGGCGGGUGUCACCCGUCGGCUUGAGAUAUUGCCGGCGGAAGUGAAGAACAACAACCCUUGUUUUAGCAUAGCAUAGCAUCGCAUCUCCAGUUUGUCCUUGCCUAAUGGAUUUGCCAAAAUUUAGGCCCCCCAAGGGGGGUCAUCAGGAGUUAAGCUGCAACCUUUAUGUCGCUAAUUGUGGGCCGGCUGUUGGACUUACUUUAGAUCGUAUUGCGUCCGCCUUCAGCUCCUAUGGGACAGUAAAAGGAGUAUAUCCUGCUGAUGAAAGUGGUUGUCGUGUUAUCGUUUCAUACUAUGAUGAGACUUGUGCACAGUCAGCACUUAAGGCACUCAACCGAAAUCCAUGUCAUGAUCUUGGAGGCCGUUCUUUGCACAUUCGUUAUUCCGUUGAACGCCCACCAUGCCAGGUGAAAAGUGGUGAUUCGGUUCAGGUGUCUUUAGAAGCGUCAGAAUUGAAUAUUCCAGGAAUCUAUUUGAUCCAUGACUUUGUUUCAGCUCAAGAAGAGGAGCAACUGAUUGCUGCAGUUGAUGCAAGGCCUUGGCAUAGUCUUGCAAAAAGAAGGGUUCAACAUUACGGCUAUGAAUUUUGCUAUCACAUAAGAAAUGUUAACACAGAACAGCAAUUGGGUGCACUUCCCUCAUUUGUUACAUGUAUAACUGAGAAGGUCCCUUUGUUUAAGAAGCUUGAUGAGGCUGCAGACAUAUCACUAGACCAGCUCACGGUAAAUGAAUACCCGAGAGGUGUGGGUUUAUCCCCGCAUAUAGACACCCAUUCAGCAUUUGAGGGGUCAAUUUACAGUCUUUCAUUACUAGGAUCUUGCAUUAUGGAGUUUAGAGCAUCCGUUGGUGAUGAAAAGGAUACAAAUUUUGUAAGGAAGGCUCUUUAUCUUCCCCCUCGAUCAAUGCUCUUGCUUUCCGGAGAAGGAAGAUAUGCUUGGCAACACUAUAUACCCCACCACAAGGUUGAUAUGGUGAACAAUACUAUUAUUGAAAGGGGUCCGAGAAGAGUAUCCUUCACAUUUCGCAAGUCCGGGCUUUGGCCCGGUGUUGAAACAGGGGCUUUUGGAGCAAAAUGGAGCAAAAAUGGAAUAUUCCAGCAAACUGCCAGAUAUGGCACGACCGUGCCAACUCCUCGCACGACCGUGCUAGGCCAACCAACGUCGGCACUCUCAUCAGCAUCAUCAGUCAGCCAGCACAGUCAUCGAUAAUCAGCGAUCCGCACGACGGUGCCAGCACUAAGCACGACCGUGCCAGGUCCAAAACAGCUUCUGACCAGCUCAUUUCCGAGAUCACACCUGUCAUCGUCGACAAUUCAUCGAUACGCACGAUCAUGCCAUGGGCUGGCACGGUCGUGCCACCUCGGAAAUCUUUGAGUGGGAGUUUUCAAGAAAUGGUAGCAAACAAGGUCGAUAGACGAAAAGUGACUCUGACACUUGCCAUGCACGACCGUGCCAAAAGGUGGCAUGGUCGUGCCAAACGCGCAACGGUUUAUAUACAAGUUUCAAGCUCAUCUGCAAGGGAGUUGGAGCAUCUUGGUAAAGUUUUCUCUAAAAAUUCUGGACUUGGAAGUUUGUUGGAGCCAAGGAGGAGCUUUGAAGAAGACUUAAUCAUUGAAGAUUCACUCAUUUACCACUUUAAUCUUGUCUUUAAACUUGGUUAGCUUACUUUAUACAUUAUGAACAAUUUAAGCUUUCUUAUAGCUAAUCUAGUGGUUACGAGCCUUAUGGGCUAAACAUUUGUGUUGCUUAAACUUUUUUGAAGCUAAUGAACAUGUGAUAAUAUGGAAGAAGAUGUGAUGAUUGUUCUUGUUAAUCUUCAUAGUAAUGUUUAGUCU